AUGAAGCUAAGCAUUGUCAGUUUCCAGAAGGCACUUCAAGGUGCAUCAAUGACCACCAAAACAACUACUUCACCUCCCAACAACUCUUCAUCUCCUCCAGCACUCAUUCCAUCGACCCAUUUGGAUUCUUCUUCCUUCAAAGAAACCUCAACAAUACACAAAAAACGAAAUUCCACGAGAAGAAAAGAUGGUCUGAUCAUGACACAACGAACAGAAAUUGUAGAACCUUGUGAAUCACAAUACUUUAACGAUCCCCAAAAUGGUUGUAUGUUCUAUUCUUUUCCUUUAUCCAUGAAUUCUGGUGGCCACCAACAGAAACGUGCCAAUGGCAAUAGCACGCUCGCCACAACACCAAACAAGAAGCGAAAACGAUCGACUCCUUCCAUGUCUGGAAAAGUAUUACAUCCGGAAGGAAAUUCUACAUCUUGUGAAGCCCAUUCCAAUUCCUCUUCAGAUUCGUCUCCCCCCGUGUUACACCUCCAUCAGAUUUCUUUCAACAACAGUACUCAUGCAUUGAUCGAGAAUGAAACACCUAACUUUGUGAAUAAUGUCAUCAUUCACAACCACUCGGCCAAUGGUGGUGCUCACCAUGUGGUGAGGAAUCACCUCAAGAAUCAUCACAGCUCUCUUGGAUUUGAUCAUUCUUCAACCAAACCACAAGUGAUCGCUCCUCCACUUGAAGUGAAUGGUUCCUCCACCUCCACGACUCCCUCCACGACGACGACUUAUCAGCACCACCAUCUUUUGCCUCCUCCUCCUUCUUCUUCUUGUCCAACCAGUCACUCAACUCACACCACUCCAUCCCUGACUCUCCAUCCCCCUCACUUACCUGUACAUUUAGAUGGCAUGCAAGACAAGAGCCAAACCACUCACACCACUCAGUCCUCUCCUCCACUCCAUCCACUACCACCACAACAACCACCAGUGAGGUUAUCCAUUUCCAUCAAGGAAUUACUCAAUGAUUAA
This is a messenger RNA of Naegleria fowleri, 966 nucleotides long. RefSeq lists its product as uncharacterized. The transcript has a single exon. The record is from RefSeq and is a predicted model, not a curated record. The coding region runs from base 1 to 966 and encodes 321 amino acids. Lineage: Eukaryota; Heterolobosea; Eutetramitea; Acrasida; Naegleriidae.